AUGUGAACACAUCGCUAACACAGGUGCAUCGUAUUCGCUAACAGAAUUCGGCGUGCAAAAGAAAAAUUUACGUUUAUAAAUUUUUGAGGCGAGCUGGAAUUCGCCAAAUUUGCAGCAAGCAGACAAGUUGACUAAUCGGGCUGCCAAAGUGUUGCCACAACCAGGAAUCAAUCAGCAGAUACCAACUGCAGCCACAACCAAGCGUUGUCGUCGUCGCCGUCGUCGUUGUCCUCGUUGCCCGAGCGUCUCGUGUAGAUUUUCAGCAGUGAAUUACUUUCGGCAUUUCGUUGGUGUUGCGAGAAGAAGCGUGUUGAGACUGCGCCAGGAAAGAUGGUUAAAGCUAAAAAGGGCAAGAAAGAGAUACUGACCACCGAAGUCGAGGGCGCCUCAUCUUCGGACGAAAUCGAAAGUAAUGCUGCCAUGGACUCGGACAACGAACAAUUGAGCAACAAUAAUAACAGCAACAACAACAAGAAGAAUCAGCAGAAGGGCAACAGCAAGAAGAAGAACAAGAAAACAAAUGCCGAUUCAGAUGAGGGCAGCGAUCCGGCGGAGAGCCUCACAAAGGGCGUCAAAAAGCUGAGUGUCAAAGGCAAAGGUAAAGGUAAAGGUGGCAAGAAGAACGCUGAGGAUGCCUCCGAUGAGGAGGAGCCAACUGCAGUCAGUCAGUCCGCCAAGAAGUCUGCAUUUAACCUGCUCGAUGAUGAUGAUGCCGAUGACGAUGAGGUUGACGAUGAAGCACCAGCUUCCGAUGAGGAGGAGCAGCCGGUGGCUGUUAAGCCCGCAAAGAAGAACGAAAAGAAAGGGAAGAAGAACAAACGCAAGGGCAAAGAUGAUGACGAUGAGGAUCUGGACAAGAUGCUGGCCGAAUUGCAGGCGGAAUAUGCGGGUGAAGCGCCAGCAGCUGCAGCUGCUCCAGCAGCAUCUAUCACUAAGCCUGAGCAGUCCAAGAAGAACCAGAAGCAACAGGCAGAAGUCGUUGAAGAUGAUAGGGAUGAUCAGGAGAAUGAAGAGGGGGGCGGCAUGAAGACAGCAGCGCAAAAGAAGAAGGAGAAGAAGGAGCGACAAAAACGUGACGCGGCCCAGGCCAAGCAGCGUGCAGCACUGGAGCCAAAGCAGAAGCCAGCUCCUACUCCAGCUCCUGCUCCAGCACCAGAGCCAGAAGAGCUACUCGAAGCAGAAGCAGUUGCUCCCGAGCCAGAGGCUGAAGAUGUCGACAAGGCUGGCAAGAAUAAGAAGAAGGGCAAGAAAGACAAGAAAACGGAGCCCGAAGAGGAGAAAAAGGAUACGAAGAAGAAGGGCAUGUCAGCUGCCAUGGUGGCCGCCAUGCAGGAUCAGCUCAGAAAGCGCAAGGAGGAGGAGGAACGCCAGCAAAAACUGGAGGAGGAGCGCAUCCGUUUGGAGGAUGAGCGCGAAGAGGCGCGCUUGGAGGCGGUGCGCAUCGAAGCCGAACGCAAGGAGAAGAAGAAACAAAAGGAGGCCGAACGCAAGGCGCGCCUCAAAGCCGAAGGCAAACUGCUGACCAAGAAGCAAAAGGAGGAUCGUGCUCGUGCCCAGGCGCUGCUGGAGUCACUCAAGGCGCAAGGCCUCGAAAUACCCGAUCCCAACGAGCGGCGUUCCACGCGGCCAGGCACCCGCAUCAGACCCAACAAGAAGAAGGUUCCCAAGGACGGCGCCAACGAGGAGGAGCCCAAGGAUGAAGCUCAACUGGCGGCGGAUGCAGCUGCCGCUGCUGCAGCCGCUGAGGAAACGGCCAAGGAGAUCAUCAAGGAGAGCUGGGAUGCCACCGAUAGCGAAGCUGAACCCGAGGAGGAAUCCUCACAGGCAACCACAAACACAACCACCAACAACAAUGGCAAAACUGGACCCGCGGACAAUGAGGAAACCGAUGAGAAUAGCGACUCCGAUGAUGACAGCGAUGAAUCGGACGAGCAAAGCGAGGAAUCCGACAAGGAGGACCCGGCUGGCUUGGCCAAUGAUCCCGAAUCGCGUCGUUUGCGUGCCGAGGCGCGCAUUCUCAAACGGCAAUCGGAUGCGGAAAAGAAACGCACCACGGAUGAGCUGCGUGCGGGUGUCGUUUGUGUUCUCGGCCACGUGGACACAGGCAAAACGAAGAUCUUGGAUAAGCUGCGACGCACAAACGUUCAGGACUCAGAGGCCGGUGGCAUUACGCAGCAGAUAGGUGCCACCAAUGUGCCCAUUGAAGCCAUCAAGGAGCAGACGAAAUUUGUGAAGAACGGCACCAGUUUUGAGCAUCGUCUGCCCGGGCUGCUGAUCAUCGAUACACCCGGCCACGAAUCGUUCAGUAAUCUGCGCAAUCGUGGCUCCUCUCUCUGUGAUAUCGCCAUUCUGGUUGUAGACAUUAUGCACGGCCUGGAGCCGCAAACCCUUGAAUCCAUACAGCUGCUCAAGAAGAAGAGAUGCCCAUUUAUUGUAGCGCUCAAUAAGAUCGAUCGAUUGUAUGACUGGCAAGUGCUGCCCCGACGCGAUGUCCGGGAUGUGAUCAAGGAGCAGCAGAGCAACACUCAACUGGAGUUCCAACAGCGCACCAAGGAGGUCAUCCUCCAGUUUGCCGAGCAGGGUUUGAAUGCGGUGCUUUUCUAUGAGAAUACGGAUCCCAAGACGUACAUCUCACUGGUGCCCACCAGUGCCAUCACUGGCGAGGGCAUGGGCAAUCUCCUGUUUAUGAUUACCGAUUUCUGUCAGAAUAUGCUGGCCAAGCGUUUGAUGUACUCCGAGGAGCUGCAGGCCACAGUGCUGGAGGUGAAGGCCAUUCCUGGUUUGGGCACCACCAUCGAUGCCAUCCUCAUCAAUGGCAGACUGCGUGAGGGUCAAACCAUGAUCCUGGCUGGCACAGAUGGACCGAUAACCACACAAAUCCGUUCCCUGCUCAUGCCACAGCCGAUGAAGGAGUUGCGCGUGAAGAACGCCUAUGUGGAGUACAAGGAGGUGAAGGCGGCGCAGGGCGUAAAGAUCGCUGCCAAGGAUCUGGAAAAGACAAUUGCGGGCAUCAAUCUGCUUAUUGCGCACAAGCCCGAUGAGGUCGACAUUUGCAAAGAGGAAGUUGCUCGCGAACUGAAGAGCGCUCUGAGCCACAUCAAGUUGGCCCAAGCGGGCGUCUAUGUGCAGGCCUCAACUUUGGGCUCAUUGGAGGCACUCCUCGAAUUUCUGCGCACUUCAAAGAUUCCGUACUCCGCCAUACGUAUUGGGCCCGUGGUCAAGCGUGAUGUGAUGAAGGCCUCAACGAUGCUGGAGCAUGAGCCGCAAUAUGCAACGAUCUUGGCAUUCGAUGUGAAAGUGGAGCGCGAGGCGCAGGAUAUGGCUGAAUCGCUGGGUGUUAAGAUAUUCCAGGCGGACAUUAUCUAUCAUCUGUUCGAUAAGUUCACCGCCUAUCGGGACGAUCUCAAGCAGAAGAAACGCGAAGAGUUCCGCUCCAUUGCCGUCUUUCCAUGCAAACUAAAGAUACUGCCUCAAUUCAUAUUCAACAGUCGCGAUCCGAUCGUUAUGGGCGUUAUGGUUGAGAAUGGCAUUGUCAAAGUGGGUACGCCAAUCUGUGUGCCCAGCAAAGAGUUUGUGAACAUUGGCAUUGUCACCUCGAUUGAGUCGAAUCACAAGAAUAUCGAUUUCGCACGAAAAGGUCAGGAGAUUUGCAUCAAAAUCGAACCAAUUCCCGGAGAAUCACCCAAAAUGUUUGGACGACACUUCGAGGCGGACGAUAUGCUCGUGAGCAAGAUUUCACGACAGAGCAUCGAUGCCUGCAAGGACUAUUUCCGUGAUGAUUUGAUCAAGACCGACUGGGCGCUGAUGGUCGAACUGAAGAAACUGUUUGAGAUUCUCUAAACAAUUGCCAAAUUAGCAUAAACAUCUACAAAUACAACAAUGCACACCGGAGCAACAAAAGCAAAAAAGAAAAAAAAGAAAAGAAAACUAAAACAAAAACUAUAAUUGUUGUAGUAAUUGCAACUAAACUCUCAACUCUUAACAACAGACUGCUUGAGCUCGAGGCCCGGGCCGACUAUGCUUACAAAAAAGAAAACAAAUCAAAAACAAAAACAAAAACAAAUAAUUUGUUAGUUUCGUGCAGCUUAGUUUUUUUUUUUUUAAUGGUUUAACACAGUCGGUUGUCGUCGUCAAACAAAAAUGUGCUUAAAACGAUUUUUAAAUGAUAUUUGUGAAUGCUUUUUGCAUAAGAAAACCUUUGAUUGCCUGCGCUUCUUUUUGUUACGCCUGAAACUAAGGACAAAAUUAAAAGUUGUAAAAAAGAAAAAGAAAACCAAUUUA
Molecule: messenger RNA, 4281 nt
Organism: Drosophila grimshawi
Lineage: Eukaryota; Metazoa; Arthropoda; Insecta; Diptera; Drosophilidae
Gene: eIF5B
Product: eukaryotic translation initiation factor 5B
Exons: 9
Coding region: 331-3840 (1169 amino acids)
Molecular function (GO): GTP binding; GTPase activity; translation initiation factor activity
Source: RefSeq, a predicted model, not a curated record